Messenger RNA from Hansenula anomala, 876 nucleotides. RefSeq names its product Bud13p (gene BUD13). Gene Ontology annotation, molecular function: RNA binding. Bases 1 to 876 code for a protein of 291 amino acids. NCBI's taxonomy places the organism in Eukaryota, Fungi, Ascomycota, Saccharomycetes, Phaffomycetales, Wickerhamomycetaceae. The transcript has a single exon. The record is from RefSeq and is a predicted model, not a curated record. Gene Ontology annotation, biological process: mRNA splicing, via spliceosome. Gene Ontology annotation, cellular component: U2-type spliceosomal complex; RES complex.
AUGUCAUUAUCUGAUUAUUUGGCAAAAAAUUACCUUUCAGACAACAAAAAAAAACCCAAGAAGUCCAAAAAGGAAAAGAAAGAGAACCACUCUAAUAUCAUAAUAGAGAAUACACAACCGUUACUAAAAGAUGAACCUACUUUUGAGCAACCUACUCAGCUAAUUCCUGAAAAGCAGAUCAAAAGAAACAAAGGAUGGAAAGUUGUUGGUACGGAUGAGAUUGUGCCCGAAGUAGAGAGAGAUGAAGAAAUUAUUAAUAAUGACGGACAAAGGAUGUCGUCAGGUGCAAAAUCUGGUUUACAAACUGCAGAAGAAGUGGCAAAACAGAUAAAAGAAAAAGAAGAAGCUGAGCUAAGGUACUUGGAGAAUAAUUCAUCACAGCAUUUGGGUAAAAAUGCCCAAACUGUGUAUAGAGAUGCAAGUGGUAGAAAGAUAGAUAUGGAAAAAAGAAGAGAAGAGGCACGUACAAGGCAAAUUGAAGAGGAAGAAAGGAAGCGUCUGGAACAUAAAAAACGUAAUAUGGGUCUUGUUCAACUAUUAGAUUUGGAAGCGAAUAGAAAACAGUUAAAAAAAGCUGGUGGCUCCAAUUUAGCAAGAUACGCUGAUGACCAAGAGUUGAACAGUAGGCUGAAGAGCAAAGAGCACGAUGAUGAUCCAUUACUAUCAUUCAAACCAAGCAAAUCAAAAAAAUACGUCUCAAGAACUGGAAGAAAAUUAUUCAAAGAUGGGUUUCCUGAAAAUAGAUUUGGAAUUGUACCUGGUUGGCGUUGGGAUGGUGUUGACAGAUCAAAUGGCUUUGAAAAGUCAUGGUUCAAGAGACAAGCUGAAAUGGCUGAGAAGAAGACACUUUCGUAUACAAUGCAAGAAGAUUAUUAA